Molecule: messenger RNA, 1763 nt
Organism: Eurytemora carolleeae
Lineage: Eukaryota; Metazoa; Arthropoda; Copepoda; Calanoida; Temoridae
Product: AT-rich interactive domain-containing protein 1B
Exons: 7
Coding region: 188-790 (200 amino acids)
Source: RefSeq, a predicted model, not a curated record
ACCCAACCAAUCUGUGAAACAAGCCAACCUCCAAUUUCCAAUGCUAAUUUUAGCGCCAAAAUGGCUGAAAUAUUGGUAAAUUGUUGUAUAUAGUGGAGGGGUAACCCCUACUUGUAUAGAUAAACCUGGAGGCUGGUUCUAGGCCGACCUCCCUCAACCUCCAGUCAUCCACUAUAUACCAACCAAGAUGUCCAUGUUUUCUGGUCUAGGAAACCAAAUUUCAGGGUUUGUUUCCCAGAAAAUGGGGAAGGGGGAUGCGCCCCCUGAGGGCGAGCCCCAGGAAGCGGCGGAGAACGGGGAGGAGGUACCCGUUGAAGGCGGAGCCGGGGGCGGUGCUAUGGGUGGGGCAAUGGGGUUUGCCCAGGGCUUAAUGAUGAAGGCAGCGGCAGCUAAGGAUGGUAUAAAGGAGAAGGCUGGUGGACUAGGUGUUGGAGGUCUUCAGGCUCCGUUCGGUGGGGCAGGAGGAGAAGAGGGGGCGGUAGCAGAACCUCAGUAUAACGAACAGGGAGAAUUAAUCGAGGGUGAGGAGGGAGUAGAGGGGCAGCAAGCUCCUGCAAUGGGGUUUGCAGCUGGUCUGAUGAUGAAGGCACAUUCACUAAAAGAAGGAGUUAAAGAAAAAUCUUCUGGAAUUAACCUAGGCAAUGUUCAGGCUAUGGGGAGUAUGGCUGGUGGUGUGAUGAGCCAGGUUCAAGGGAUUAUACCAGGAAUGAGGAGGGAAGAGGAGGUCCCUGAUCCAGCCCAACCCCAGGAGGAAUACCAGGAGUACCAGGAGGAACAGUACACUGAGUAGAGUUAUGGUGAAAAUCAAUAGACAGAGUGAACCAAUAGCAGAGUACAUGCUCAUGUACACAGUGUACACUGGGUGUACUCAGUACACUAAUACUCCAUGAUAGAUCAGAAUAUUACAAGUGCUAUAGUUUGUGUACAUUUGUACGCCAUUUGUUGUUGACAGUCAGCAUGGAAGGGAAAGCAUACACAUGUUCACCCGGUGUACACAAACACACCCUGCUGUGCCGUACACAAGAAACACUAUGUGACACCAUCUGCAUGACUUGUUGAUUGAUCGAUUUAUACAUAUUCAUUAUUCAAUAUAUGUUGACCAGGAGAUGGCCAACUUUUUAGAAAAAAUAAUUUCAAAUUUCUGGCAUCAAAAUCGGCAACAAAUGUGGAACAAAUAGAAAGUUUCUUCCAUCUUCCGGUUCUUUAAAACUUUCAAGAUUCAUUCAAAAUAUUAAUUUUAUUCAAUGUUAUAUCCGGCUUUAUCAAAGAUUUAAAUUUCAGCGCUGCGUCGUAUUAUUGUAACGACGACCUUUCAAUUUCCUCCAUUUUGUCAUUUUUAAAUUCUUUGACUGUAGAUUAAUCUUAAAAGUUAUCUAUUUUGUAUUUUGUGAUCUAACACGGAACUUGUACCCAACUCCAGUUUAUAGACCAGCCAUUUAAAUGUUUUAUAAAGAAAUUAUCUUGUAGAAUUCUUAUUCUUAUUCAUCGUUUGGUUUGCCUUCAUUACAGCUCACUGUUAUAGAAUCCUAAACACAUCUUUGUGAUUAGAUAGUUUUGCUUCUUAUCAUUUGAACGACACUUGUCCAGGUCCUAAUUCUCCGAAAAUCCGCAAAUUUCUGAUUUCACCUGAUCCCAGAAUUCGAGGAUUUUCUAGAAUCUUUCCUGGACCAACAGCUGUUUGAUUAUAAUGCAAGAAGUCUAGAAAUGUCGUCGUUACUGAUCAUAAAUGUUUGAAAUAAUAAACGUUGUUCUCUUAUUCUUAA